Messenger RNA from Homarus americanus (American lobster), 1749 nucleotides. RefSeq names its product arrestin homolog. Gene Ontology annotation, molecular function: G protein-coupled receptor binding. Gene Ontology annotation, biological process: signal transduction; G protein-coupled receptor internalization. The record is from RefSeq and is a predicted model, not a curated record. The transcript has 7 exons. Lineage: Eukaryota; Metazoa; Arthropoda; Malacostraca; Decapoda; Nephropidae. Gene Ontology annotation, cellular component: cytoplasm. Bases 13 to 1392 code for a protein of 459 amino acids.
CUGGGCGUCGGAAUGAUGGCUGGCGCAUGUGAGGUUUGUGUCCACCUGGCAAGAGAGCAGUGCGUGGCUGGGUGUCAGGGGGAGGUAUAUAAGCCCUCGAGGUUCUGUCGUGGUAUUCAUUUCAUCCACUUGCAGUCGGUCGAGCAACUACCAGUAUUCAGCUCCCUGUCGACUAACUACUUCGACUCAACGCUCAAACUCAUCCUACAACUUCGUCUUCUUUUCCUCAGUGGGCAUCAACUCCUUCACACAGCCAAGAUGGUGGUACAGUUCAAGGUAUUUAAGAAGGCGGCGCCCAAUGGCAAGCUGACCAUCUACCUGGGCAGGAGGGACUUUGUUGAUCAUGUGUCUGCUGUCGACCCCGUUGACGGAGUGUUGAUGCUGGACACAGACUACCUGCAGGGGCGUAAGGUGUUCGGCCAACUGGUGUGCAGCUUCAGGUAUGGCCGAGAGGACGAUGAAGUGAUGGGUCUCAACUUCCAGAAGGACCUGUUCCUUUCUUCUUGCCAGAUUUAUCCUCCCAAGGAGAAUGCCGAGUCCACCAAGCUGCAGGAACGGCUCAUCAAGAAGCUGGGUGGGAACGCCUAUCCAUUCUCUUUUGAUAUGCCUGUGAACGCCCCUCCCUCCGUCACGAUCCAGCCAGGUAGGGAGGACGAGGGGCGCCCCUGUGGCGUGGAGUACUACAUUAAAGUCUUCGUCGGCGAGAAGGAAGAAGAACACAGCCACAAGAGAUCCACCGUAGUGAUGAACAUCCGCCGCAUCCAGUUCGCGCCCAGUAAGUCUGGCCGUCAGCCGUGUACCAUCGUCAGGAAGGACUUCAUGCUCAGUCCAGGAGAGUUGGAGUUGGAGGUGACACUUGACAAGCAGCUGUACUACCACUAUGAAAACAUCGCGAUCAACUGCAUCAUUAAAAACAACAGCAACAAAACGGUUAAGAAAAUCAAGGCCGCUGUCCAGCAGUCUGUUGACAUCUGUCUCUUCUCCGGCGGCCAAUUCCGCAGCACCGUGGCCAGCGUCGAGACACAAGAGGGCUGCCCAGUCAACCCGGGGUCAAACCUACUGAAAGAGCUGACUCUCUCGCCGACCCUGAGCAGCAACAUGGACCGUCGCGGCGUCGCCCUGGACGGCCACCUCAAGAACAUCCACACCAACCUUGCCUCCUCCACACUGCUGGCCAACCCAGAGUCGCGGGACAUGUUCGGGAUGGUGAUCUCCUACACGGUGAAGGUGAAGCUCUACCUGGGAGCCAUGGGUGGCGAGGUCACGGCUGAGUUGCCUUUCGUCCUCAUGCACCCCAAGCCUGAUUUACGUCGGCUGAUGAGAGGAGACAGUCAGGCCCAGGUGGAGGCCUUCCGCUCAGACAGUAUGGCUGGCACCGUGGACGAGAGCUAAGCUGUACUCCAAACGAGUUACUCAUUUAUCUUUCUUGCUCAUUUUUCUUGUCAUCUCCUCUUCACAAACCUUACUCCUUGCCCCCUCAUGCCCCCCAGUUGCCUCUCCUCACCUCACAAUGCCCACUCCUCUUACUUACCGCCCCACCAGGAAGAGAAGAUGUCUCGUUGUAAAUUUAUAUUUUCAUUUUUUUAGUGUGUUGUGUUAAUGGAGGAGUGUGAACACUGGCUCCAGUCUUCGUUGAGCGGUUCACCCAGAUAUGUUUAUAUUUUAAGAGUUUGUUGAGUAUUGUUUGUUUUAAUGGUAUAUUGUUUGUACAAAAUAUAUUCUUUGUUAUAAAACAGACAACAUGUAAAA